UUUUUUACACUACAGUGCGAUUUUGCAAUCAGGAAUCAUCAUUCUAAUUACCAACUUAGCAGCGGCGCCAUCUUGAAUCCUACUGGUUUCUUGCUAGAACUAGAGCUCGUACGCAAACGAUAUGUGACGUCAAAAAUACGGGUGUUCUGGAUACGAGAGUUUUUAUUUUUAGUGGCGUCGUAUGUGGACAGUUGCCGUUGACGCUGCUUGAGGAAUAUCUGCGAACAUUGCGAGAUCAAAUUUAAAUCUUCGAGGACGGAGAAGCCCGCGAACUGCAGCGUUUGACGGAUCACUUCAGGAAGUUGACGGACCAGGAAGUUGAUUAAAGUUUGUUCCGUGCCUCCUGGUCCAGUGACGGUCUCUGAAAAUAACACUGCCGACCUGCAGGUGGUGCAGAUCAGCUCGGGCAACGAUGUGACGCUCACAGUCAAGGUAAACCCUGAGGAUCUGUUCUACCUGAAGGGAAUUGCUCUGAUGGUGAAGAAGGGGCUCGACUACGAGUCAUUGCCCAGUCCACUUCUGGUGGUGUGGGUGCAGUGCAGCAAAAGUAGCUACAGAUCUGUCAAUGUGUCUGUUGAGGUACUGGUCGACAAUGUGAACGACAACCCUCCUAACUUUGCUCAAAACCACUACGUGCUGGAGGUCAACGAGCUCACACCGGUCAACACCACUGUUGGACUGAUUGAAGCAACGGAUGUAGACUCCACACCUCUGUAUUAUCGUCUCGAGUCGACCACAGAUAAAUAUUUUCAGUUGGAGAAGCCCACCAAUCCAAAGAUUGUCGUAAAGAACCUCCUAGACUUCGAUGUGGUUCAGAAGAUCUCCCUGGUUUUACAUGUCCAGGAUACGUUCAAUGGUUCCGCCUCCAAUGACCCUUUCUUCACGUCAGUGGCCACCAUCACUGUCGUGGUAAAGGACGUUGACAACCGGCCUCCGUGGUUUCAGCCGUGUUUGAGGACCAAUUUAGGAAAUGCCAAACUGUGUGUGAGCACUGGCUACAAAACUAAAGUCAACUUGACAGAGAAGGAGGAGGGGGCGUUAGUGCUGGAGCCUGGACCUGUGUUUGCCAGGGAUGGAGACAGAAACAGAAGCGAAAUCAUCAACUACAGAAUACUGCGAGGAAAUGAGGGAAACAUUUUCCAGAUUGAUGAAGAAACAGGGAACGUCACCAUGACCAAAGCUGCCGAUAUUAUCGGCCCAAUAACUCUAACCAUCCUGGCGUUUCAGGUGACGAACAAAGACCAGUUUGCUGUAACACAGUUGACCAUUGACGUGAUGAAGAGGAGCAGGAACCCUCCACGGUUUGAGAAAGAACGAUAUGAAGCAUUCAUUUACAGCAACUCUGUCCCUGAGAGCAUGAUCCUCCGAGACCGGAGCACAAACCGGCCCUUCAGAGUCAGGGCCAGGGACGAGGACUUUGGCAGUGGUGUGAAUCCAGAUGUGAAGUACGAGGUUCAGUACAGCAGCUACGUCAAUGUGACCUCAGAUGGUUUCAUGAUCCUGAAGAGAGUCGUGAAAACCGAGUCCUUCGCAUUGCAGCUCAGAGCAGUAGACACCGUUACAGGGGAGUAUGGCUCGGCUGCUGUCUCUGUACAAGUCAUACCUGCCAUGGCCAUCCCAUCUCCCUCUAAUAUCGGCUACCGCCCCGGGGACAUGGCUCUUCUGGGUCUGGUCAUGGCUGCUCUGCUCGUCCUCUGCCUCAUCGUGAUUGGCUUUCUGGUUUCCCUCUUGUUGAAGGGAAACAGCAGUGUGAGAAAUUUGUGUGAGUGUCUGAGCCCCUGUCUAAAGUCGGCACUGCCCCGCAGUGGACACCGAGACUCCCUACAGUUCACCAAUAAUGGUUUCCAGACUGAGGGCGACCAGAGUCGGCGCUGCAACAACUCCAUACCACGACGUAGCACCUUCCCGCAGGCAGGGGGCAGAGUCCUUCCUUUGGAGAGGCGGAGUCACUGCUCCUCCUGCGGCGUCUACAACAACCACAUCCCGAAGGGUAGCCCCUCAGCCUGGCAGGCCAGGAAGGACAGAGAAGAUGAAGACGAGUACGAUAAGAGGAUGAAGCAGAGGAGGAGGCAGGGACAGAAGACGGUGUGGUUCAAGGAGAGCAAGGACUCCUCGGACAUCGAGGUGGAGAUCAUUCCAGACACCGUGGGUCGGGUUGAGGAGGAAACUGAGGAGGAGCUAGAGGGGGAGAUGGCUAUGGAAGAUGUGGUGAGAGACCCUGCUGCUCCACGGAGGGAGUCUGAGGAUGAGCAGGAGAACCUGAACACGGAGCCCGAGGAGGAGGAGGAGGAGGAGGAGAAGAAGGGCUGUAAGGUCACAAACAAAGACAAAGAGGGACAGGAGGGCUGACUGUGGAGGUCAAAGGUCAACCUCAAGUCAGCAGAACAGCAUUUGUGUCGACACAGUCCAGGUGGACACUUCUGUUCAUCACUGAAUAAAACUUUACCAACAGAGAGUCCAGAACAUUCUUUGUGACCGUGAGUCUUCAGGGUUUUGAAGACACGACUGACUUCUUGAACAUUUCUAUUAGCCGAGCUCCAGAGACAGCUAAGUCUGGACACGACCUGUGUCCCAUCAGUGGCUGUCAGGGCCAAGAGCUACGAGAAACAGUUUGGUGUUGAAUUCACUGUAUCAUCUGAACAUUAACAACAGUUAAGACAUUCUUUAAUCUCACCUAAGUCCACACAACGUGCUAUUCUCUCUUUGUACUUCAAUACAAAUGUUCAUUUCCUGCCCACACACACACUGUGAAGAGACAUUAUUAAUAAUUACAUUUAUUUUCCAUUUUUUUAACUCCCAAACACUGUUCCGUGGCACACUAGUGUGCCGUAGAAAAUUAUCAAAUGUCACUUAGUCGUCACAUAACUAUUGUUUUUAUUUAUUGCAAAUAUGUUUUUUCGUUCGUCAAUGCGUGACAGACAGAGCAAUUAAAUCCUCUUCUGCUAGGUGGCAGCAGAUGGCUAUUAAACUUUUUUUUUUAAAUCAGAGCUGUUGAAGAUCUUUGUUAGUGUCUUUCUUUAAUUCCUGCCAGUGUUGUCUUCAACUAAACAGGCUGAUGUCUCUCCUCAAACAGCGCCACCAUCUCUGCUGUACUUUUGUCGUCUUGUUCUCUUAUGUGCUGCAGCUCAGUGUUGGGCUACAGUUCUGUAGGCUCUGAUAACAACUGAAGUAUACAGGUAACAAACCCAAAGCAAGAUUAAAGCCUCCAUUUGUGCCACUAAAAAAAA
This is a messenger RNA of Cynoglossus semilaevis (tongue sole), 3227 nucleotides long. RefSeq names its product cadherin-related family member 5a (gene cdhr5a). Gene Ontology annotation, molecular function: cadherin binding; calcium ion binding; beta-catenin binding. Bases 475 to 2349 code for a protein of 624 amino acids. The transcript is spliced from 14 exons. The record is from RefSeq and is a predicted model, not a curated record. Gene Ontology annotation, cellular component: adherens junction; catenin complex; membrane. NCBI's taxonomy places the organism in Eukaryota, Metazoa, Chordata, Actinopteri, Pleuronectiformes, Cynoglossidae. Gene Ontology annotation, biological process: cell morphogenesis; homophilic cell-cell adhesion; adherens junction organization.